Helianthus annuus (common sunflower) is the source of this 1760-nucleotide messenger RNA. Its product is annotated as cytochrome P450 81Q32. Lineage: Eukaryota; Viridiplantae; Streptophyta; Magnoliopsida; Asterales; Asteraceae. The record is from RefSeq and is a predicted model, not a curated record. The coding region runs from base 124 to 1644 and encodes 506 amino acids. The transcript has 2 exons. Gene Ontology annotation, molecular function: monooxygenase activity; oxidoreductase activity, acting on paired donors, with incorporation or reduction of molecular oxygen; heme binding.
AUUUCAAUCUUAUUAAAUCUCUUCAAACAUAUCAAUUUUGUGCAUUCAGUGUCAAUAUAUAUAUCCAUGUAUGUGACCAAAUACACUACAAGUUAGAACACCCUAGAGACAGAAACCAAGAUCAUGGAUGAAACUUAUCUUUUCUUCAUUUCUUUUUUCUGUUUGCUUCCUCUCAUAUAUCUUGUCAAAUUGCUUACACACCAAAAGGGGAAAAAUUAUCCACCAAGCCCACCUUCUAUCCCAAUAAUUGGCCAUCUUCAUCUAAUCAAUGGACAUGUUCAUAGAGUGUUACAACACCUUUCUUCCAAGUAUGGUCCCGUUAUGGCUCUACGGUUUGGCACACGCCCGGUUGUUGUCAUAACCUCACCAUCAGCAGCCGAAGAAUGCUUCACCAAAAACGACAUUGUUUUAGCCAAUAGACCACUUCUUCUAAGCGGCAAAUAUCUCGACUACGACCACUCCACAGUUGGUGCCGCACCCUAUGGUCAACUGUGGAGAGAUCUUCGUCGCAUUAUGACCCUUGAACUUUUCUCAACGGCUCGACUUAAAUCUUACUUGGGUGUCCGUGAAGAUGAGGUUAGAUCAUUAAUCAAGAAUCUUUAUCAAGAUUCUUCUCAAGAUUUUACAAAAGUAGAAAUGAGGUCCAGAAUUCAAGGGUUAUCAUUUAACAUAGUCAUGAAAAUGAUUGCUGACAAACGGUUUUAUGGGUCUGGCAUAGAGGACCUUGAGGAGGCUAGUCGAUUUAGGGAUGUAAUAAGGGAUGUUUUUGAGGUCAGUGGUGCAUCAAAUCCUGGAGAUUUCAUUCCAUUUUUAAGAUGGAUAGAUUUUCAGGGUUUCGAGAAGAGGUUAAUGAAACUGCAUAAGAAAUGCGAUAGGUUUUCGCAAAAUCUAAUAGAAGAAAUCAGGAUUAAACGCUGUGGUUCUUCAUUGGACAAAGGAGAUGCCAAGACAUUUAUCGAUGCUAUGCUUUCUUUGCAGGAAUCAGAACCAGAAUAUUACACUGAUGAUAUAAUCAAAGGCAAUAUAUUGAUAUUGCUACAAGCGGGAACCGACACUUCAUCAGGGACAAUAGAGUGGGCUAUCGCGCUUCUACUGAAUCAUCCGGAUGUGUUAGAGAGAGCUAGAAAAGAACUUGAUAAUUAUAUUGGACAAACACGUUUGGUACAAGAGGCCGAUCUUAUCAAUCUGCCAUACAUCCAAUGCAUCAUCAACGAAACAUUAAGACUAUACCCAGCAGGGCCAUUAUUGGUGCCACAUGAGCCUUCACAAGAUUGCACAAUUGGAGGGUUUGAUGUGGCUCGUGGCACAAUGGUAUUGGUGAAUGCAUGGGCCAUCCAUAGGGACCCAAUGAUUUGGGAUGAUCCGCUAAGUUUCAAGCCAGAGAGGUUUGAGAAAGUAGGAAACGAGGGGUAUCGUUUUAUACCAUUUGGAAUGGGUCGUCGACAGUGUCCUGGGUCAGGUCUAGCAAAUCGGAUUAUGGUGUUAGCAUUGGCAUCAAUGAUCCAAUGCUUUGAAUGGGAAAGGGUUGGUGAAGAUUUGGUAGAUUUGUCCGAAGGAAAAGGUCUAACCAUGCCCAAAGAUGUACCAUUAGAAGCAAUGUGUAGAAUACGGCGAAGAAUGAGUCAUCUUAUCUCAGUCCUAUGAGACCUUGUCUCAAACUGAGUGUUGAAUGAUAUCCUUUUAAUUGUUUUAUCUUGUUUUGUUAAAAUAAAUGUAAAAUAUUCAAGUUUAUAUAUAUAUGGUGUGGUCCUAUAAAUAUA